Rosa chinensis is the source of this 3454-nucleotide messenger RNA. RefSeq lists its product as uncharacterized. Gene Ontology annotation, molecular function: cysteine-type peptidase activity. Lineage: Eukaryota; Viridiplantae; Streptophyta; Magnoliopsida; Rosales; Rosaceae. Gene Ontology annotation, biological process: proteolysis. The coding region runs from base 458 to 3121 and encodes 887 amino acids. The record is from RefSeq and is a predicted model, not a curated record. The transcript has 15 exons.
CCAUCUUCUUCCCAUAACCCAUCUUCUUAGAACACCAUCUUCUGAAAACACGGGAUUAGGGUUUUCAAUUUGGGGAUUUGGAGGAGGAGGAAAAGGAGGGAGGGGGGAGUUAAAUCUGGAUGAAGAAGAUGAGGAGGAAGACGAAGACUCAACAAUAACAAGAACAAGAACAAGAACAACGAGCUGGGUUACUUGGAACAGUAGCGGAAGAAGAUCAUCGUCGAUAUCCUCUGCCCGAGGUGGUCUGUUUGUCAAGGGAGGAAUCGAAGUUCUAAGAACAACAAAUCUGGGUCGAAAUUUGCUUCUGAUUCUAAAUGUGGAUGUUGAAAGAAAAUGGAAUGUCAAUGCUGUAGGAUACCAUUCCCAUUUUGUUAAACUUCAGGGUUUUAUCCAUUAGAGUUGGGAGAUUGAAGCUAGCUAGAGUUAAGCAAGAGUAUUGCUGGGAGCUUAACUGAUAAUGGCGGGAUCACCAUCUGCUAGUGUAUCGAAGAAGACAAAGUCGAAGGAAAAACGUGCGAAGCAUAAGAAGACCAAGUCUUUGAAGUCACCAACAACAUCUUCAUUUUCUGAUGGAUCUCACUCAAAUAAGGGAAAGUCCAAAAAGAAAGAAGUUGAACCAACCGGGGGCCUAAAGUUGCUGAAGCGGCAUGCGGUGACUAUGUCACGCAUUACAAGCCGCAAGAAUCGUAUUCAGAAGAAGGUUGUUUUAUUUAACCGAAAAGGGACCCCUUGUGGGAAGGUGGCUAAGCAAAUGCAAAGCUACAUUGGUGUAUUGGCAAGAAGGAAAGUACCGAUAAUAAGGGAAAACUGGAAAGCGGCAACUGAUGAAGAGAAGAACAAAAUCUGGCAACGUGUUCAGGUUCCAUUUUUGAUUGGUCCUGAAGCUAAAAAAUUGGUCUUGGAAUCUGCUGCAACGAAGUGGAGGCAAUUCAAGUCUCUACUUACUUCCAAGUACAUUAUCCCCUAUUUGGAUGACCAUGAAGCCUUGCGAUAUCCUCCGGAUGAUUAUCCUUUCAUCCUUGCUGACCAUUGGACAGAAUUUGUGAAAAUGCGGACGAAGGCCUCAUUCUUGGAAAAGCGUCGUGAGCAACAAGAGAGGCGCAGCUUGAAUAAGUAUCCUCAUAGAAUGUCCCGUAAGGGAUAUGCAGGGUUGGAGGAUGAGUUGGCUACCGGAAUGAGUGACGAAGAAGUUGAUAGGGCCACUUUGUGGAUAAAAGGACGGCAAACAAAGGAUGGCAGUUUCAAGGAUGAGGAGUCAAAAAGGACUGCUGAAAAGAUAGCAAACUUGAAGAGAAAGGUUGCUAGUGGAGAACUAAAUGCUGAAGGGACAAAUGAUGUCUUGACAUUGGCUUUGGGGACUCCAGAGCAUGGGGGAAGAGUGCGUGGAAUAGGAGGUUUUGUCACUCCCUCUACUUACUUCCACCUCCCUAAACGUAGAAAGGAGAGCAUAGAAGCUACUGUCAGAGUUAGUGUGCAGAAAAUAUUGUUAGAGGAGAGAGAGAAGAUAGUAGAGGAGGCAAGGGAGAGGAUAAUUGAGGAAGCGAAAGAAAAAAUACUUGCAGAUGAGCGGGCUAUGUGGGAGGCCAAGUUUGCUGCACUUGAAGCAAAGGUAAAUGGAAAAGAAGGUGCAACUAUUCAGCCACAUGCAUCUGGCCAAGGAAGUUGCUCAAGGACAGUAGAUGAGAUUGCUCAAGAAUCGGAUAAAGCUCCGUUGGAAGAAGUAGCAAACAUUGUGGAUGGAACUAAAAUUCGGAGCAUUUUUGAAGCAAUGGAAAACAACACCCUCAUACAUAAAAGGAAACGGACAAAGAUCGCUAAGGAAGGUAGGUUGGAUAAACGUCCUUGCUCCAACAGAGGUAAUGAGUUUCCCAAGUUGGUUGAGAAAGCAGUUGUCAAUCGUGAGGAUGUCACUGAGGCUGUUGAAGAAAAUGUCAAUCUGACCAAGGAGCCGGAGAAUGAGGAGGGGGUAGAAUACGUGGAUUUGACGAUGUGUCCACCCACAUCAAAGUCAAAGGUAGCUGAGGUUGAAUGCAAGUUGGCAAUAGGUUCUGUUGAACAUAUUGUUGCUUGUGCCACUGUUAUGGAGUGCGAGGAUCCUUCCCAACUUGUUCAUGGCACUCCACUAGGGAAUGGCAAUGUGCGCGUUUCUAUCUAUGCCGCGCUUGAGGAGAAAGCAAAAGUGCCAUUUCCUGUGAAAGAUGAAAUUGAAACAGUGAAGCAGGCUAUGGGGAGUUGGAUAGCAUGGCCUAAACACCUAGUCAUAAAAUCACAUCUCAAGAAACCUCCCAAGGAUAGUGCUGAAAAGAAGAAGAAAAGGAAAGAGAUAGGGGAAGAAGACUCGGAGAUUGAAUUUGGCUUGGCUAAAUUGGCACCAUCAUUACCAGCUUCAUUAAAGAUGUUAUGUUUGUGGGGUGAAGAUGCAUUCAAAGAUGGGAAUACAAUCAGCUUCUACAUGGAGCCUGAAGUGUUUGGAUUUUCUCGCAAGACUUAUAUAUUGGGAAAAGAUGUUCGGCGAUUGGCAAGCAUGAGGGAAUUAACUGGAACAUGCAUUGUAGUGUACCAGAGGUACCUCUAUGAUCAAUUGAAGGCUUAUAAAAUGCUUGACAUGGUUGCAUUUGUUGACCCUUCACUUGUUGGUGCUGUGGGGUGUGGGAAUGGAACUGUCAGGGCCCAACACAUCAAAGAAAGGCUUGCAACUGCUAAACCAGGACAGAUGUUCAUGUUGCCAUUUAACUCGGGUGAUCAUUGGACUUUAACACUUGUUGAUCCGGACAAACAAACCGCCUAUUUUAUGGACCCGCUAAAAAGACGCUUACCCACAGGAGAUUGGAUGUCUAUCGUGGAAACUGCUAUGCGUAUGUAUAAUGCUGAAAAGAAAAAGCAAGGCCGCAGUUCAGUCCAAUGGAAAAAUUUGGCUGGCAUUCCUCCCCAACCUAGCAACAAGGAGUGUGGAUACUUUAUCAUGCGAUACAUGAGAGAUAUCAUUGAGGAUAAAGACAUGUCAUUGUUUCCUAUGAAGUGGGAGAGGAGAGGCAGCAGCCAAUACACCCAAGCAGAUAUUGAUCAAGUGCGAAAUGAGUGGGGAAAAUUUGUUGUCAACACAUACGUGCAUGAGCCUUGAAGUAGUGCACUUGUUGCUGGUACAAUUUUGAUAAGGAAAGCAUCUUUUUUGUGCUUCUCUGCUGGUACAUUAUUGUCACGCACCAUGUGGCAUGUUUUGGAACAAUACAUAUAUGUGUAUCAGCUUUUUGAUGUCCCAAGUAGAUGGGCAUGCACUAGAAUGCUUUUCUUGUUUAAAAUGUUGGCUUUCUUAUUUGGAAAUGCACCUCUUUUGCUUUUGAAGUUUAAAGUAUUGGUUAGAUUACUCAUUUGAUGGUUUUCAAUAUUCGUGUUUGAUGGAGUACUGUCCAUUUGGUAAAUAGCCGAAAUGAAUGCACAAUCUAAUUCAGGUGAU